Plectropomus leopardus (leopard coralgrouper) is the source of this 3549-nucleotide messenger RNA. It is a transcript of the gene glis1a, whose product is annotated as GLIS family zinc finger 1a. NCBI's taxonomy places the organism in Eukaryota, Metazoa, Chordata, Actinopteri, Perciformes, Serranidae. Gene Ontology annotation, biological process: regulation of transcription by RNA polymerase II. Gene Ontology annotation, cellular component: nucleus. The record is from RefSeq and is a predicted model, not a curated record. Gene Ontology annotation, molecular function: DNA-binding transcription factor activity, RNA polymerase II-specific; RNA polymerase II cis-regulatory region sequence-specific DNA binding.
GUGAGCUCGCGGCGCAGAGAGCGCUGCUGUGACAGUGGGAAGGAAGCACAAUCCGCGUGCAGCCAGCGCGAGCUACAGACCAACUAACACGCUGUGAACUAUGACUGGACGCAAAAAGUGCAGCACGAGAGAUGACUGACCACGCAGCAGCAGUUUGGAACAAAUGACAGAAGAUUACAAACGCUGAACGAGAAGAUGCCAACCGCCGAAAAUGAACCUAAUGUGAUUACAUUUGAGAACAGAAAGAUCCUGUAGAUGGUUUUAUCUCCAAUGGAUUCCUCCAGUCGCUCCAAGAUAAUCAGCAUCAGUGAUUUUUCCUAAAGGGAGAGGAUGUGGCCCCCUGACCUCGGGCCUCCAGACGUCCAGCUGACUCUUCCUGGUUUCGGAAGUGUUUUUGAGGAUGCAGAGGACCCUCAGGCGCCGCUGUCUUCUGGUGGCUUCUGUCAGUCCUCGAUACAUUCAGGUGGUCUGUGCUGUCUUCCGAGGACUUCUCUGUCUCUGUCCUCGCUGGGUCGAGACCUCACCUCGCUGCUCAGCUGUAAGACAGCCCACGUAGACAAAACUAUGGAGGACUUUGCCACCACUGCGCACACAGAUCCUAAAAACAUCACCCAGAGGUUCAGCUGUUACCCCCAGCCCUCCCUCCCGUUAUCAUAUAUGCUCACCAGCUGUGCCACAUCACCUCCUUUUGGCUCCCCGCCAUCCUCUCUUUCCUCUUCCUCCUCCACCUCGUCUUUUUUUUUUUCUGCACCUCCUUCUGAUGCACCUGGCGGCAACAAGACUCCUCAUCUACAACCAAAGAUACAGGACGAUUAUCACUCAAUAAAACAGGAGCCUGCGGAUGAUUUCUCGCCAUGCAAGAGGGAAACGUUUCAAAUCAACAACCACCAGGGGGAGCUGUUUCACGUGGGCCAGCCCCUCCAAGGUCAGGAUGGCGCCGCACUUCAUUUCCAGAGGCUUAACGGACCCGUAGGCCAGGACCAACCCACGGUGGACCAGCAGGACCAGCCGUGCCACUGGAUCGACUGCAGCGCCACCUACAGCAGCCAGGAGGAGCUGGUGAGGCACAUCGAGAAGGUGCACAUCGACCAGCGCAAAGGGGAGGAGUUUUCCUGUUUCUGGGCCGGCUGCGUGAGACGCCACAAGCCCUUCAACGCUCGCUACAAGCUGCUCAUCCACAUGAGGGUCCACUCUGGAGAAAAACCCAAUAAAUGCAUGUUUGAGGGCUGCUCCAAGGCGUUCUCACGUCUGGAGAACCUGAAGAUCCACCUGAGGAGCCACACAGGAGAGAAACCGUACAUCUGCCAGCAUCCCGGCUGCCUGAAAGCCUUCAGCAACUCCAGCGACCGAGCCAAGCACCAGCGCACACAUCUGGACACGAAGCCAUACGCCUGUCAGAUCCCAGGAUGCACCAAACGUUACACCGACCCCAGCUCGUUACGAAAGCACGUCAAAGCUCAUUCAGCCAAAGGCCUCCAGGAGCGGGAGGUCAAGGUUCAGGUGCACACGAUGCUGGAAUCGGACAUUUUGAGCGAUUGUCUGGCGAGGCAGCAUCUCCACCAAGGAAACGGCUCACCUUUAACCAGCCUAGACGACUUCACAGGUGUGUACUCAAACAGCAGCUCCGUCCAAAACAGGGGAAAUUCACAGUUCCUCCCUCCAUCAGCAGACACCAGCUCCAGGUAUCGAGGCUUGGAGGGAAACUUUGACGCCAGCGGUCCAAUAUCUUCACUGACAAGUGCCGGGAGCAUGAGUGAAGGGAACAGACCAGCAUCGCUGUUCAUGUCCGCUGACGUCAGCCCGGUGAGCUCGUCCUCAGACAGAGCGGACGUCCAGCUGCAGGCUUUCCACAAAACCUACAGCCACCAGCAAGUGUUCUCACAGCAGCAAGGCUGUCUGUACGGAGAAGGAAAGGCGGUUCAGCCAGUCAGUGACGGAGGCUUUGAACCGCCCAGUUACUUCACAACCUCCUCCGCCUCUCAAUCGACAGGGUUCGACUUGCUGCAGGAUCUGCAGGGCCAGGCGGGGGGCGGUUACUCCAUGUCUCCCUGCUCAGACGACAGCUUCCUCUUCCAGGCAGGAGGCGUCGACCGCUGCCUCAACCAGAUCUACUCCAUCUACCUGGACUCAUGAUCGGCCACCCAGAACCAAAAAAACAAAGCAGAAUCGCUCUGUUCUCCUGGAAUAAUGAGGUGAAGUGUGUAAAUGUGUGACGGCAGACGAUCAUAGCAACAAUAUAAACUGUUUAUUCCAGGCUCAAGUUGGUCUCAUUCUAGACAGACGUGGAAAAAAAAAUCAGUACAAACUUAAGUGCAAAAUUGACCACAGACACAACUGUGGCAAAGAGGAAAUCUGUUCAAAUUAUAAAUGUGAAUAGCAGUGACUUUUUUAUUCAGAGAUGACCACAGCAUUUGUGAUCUGGAUAGGAUGAGCUAUGAGCUAUUGUUUGGUAGUUUGGACGUUUUUAGUUAGCCGUGAUCUUAUAAUGAAGUGGUUCCCAACCAAGGGUCUAUAAAUAAAUCUUUCGGGGUCAAAAAAAGAUUAAGAAGAAACUGAAAAAACAGAAAAACACAGCACUGCGGCAGAAAUUAUUCACAUUUAUAUGCCUCCGCACCAACAAUAGCUGGGUCCAGACACAUUAUUUAUUCUGGUUGCACGUCUAUUCCAUUCCCGUGAACAAGACAUGUCAAUGACACCUUGAGAAAUUCUUCGAAUUUGGCACAAACUUCCACUUUGAUUCAACAAUGAACUGAUUAAAUUUAGGUGGUUAUAGGUCAAAGGUCAAGGUCAUUGUGACCUUGUCUGUCUUAUUCUUGAGAAUACGGUAUCUAACAAAGAGCCCAAGAAAUUUCUUCAGAUUUGGCACAAACGUACACUUGUACUCAACUAUGAUCCGAAAAGGUUUUCAAGGUAAAAGGUGACCUUGCAUCUGUAUUCUGUGCAUCAUUCUUGUUAAGAUUUAAUCUAUAGAACACCUUGAGAGAGUUUCUUCAAAUUUGGCACUUUGAGUCACGGAUGAACUGAUAAGACCUUGGUGGUCUAAGGUCAAAGUCACUGUGACCUUAAAAAGCAUGCGUGAAAACGGCCAAAAUUAGCUUAAUUUCAAAGUGUCAGAGGCCAAAUAAAGGUUGGGAACCAGUGUGUUUUUAUGGAUGAUGAGUCUAAUUUAAGCAGUCCUGGCAACAGAGCAAAGAAUAGUUCAACAUUUUGGGAGAUAUCCUAAUUUGUUUCCUUGCUGAGAGUUAGAAGAGAAGGUCGACACCAUGGUAAAUGUAUAGCUAUGUUAGCUUUACUUAGCAUAAAGACUGGAAACAGUUAGCCUGGCUCUGUCUACAGAUCUCCCUACCAAUAACUCUAAAGCUCAAAUAUUUCCCAACUACUUCUUGACUCUGAUGACUCCAGGAAGUCACUGCACUCAGCCAAGAAAUAGUCCGGCACAUAACCACCCGUGAAACCACAACUUGUCAUUUUAAUGGCUCCAUGUCGGCAAUAGCUUAAGCCAAUAUGUUUUUGUUUUGGUUAUCUCGUUUUGUGAAUGCAAUAUCUCAA